This is a messenger RNA of Teleopsis dalmanni, 1770 nucleotides long. RefSeq names its product deformed epidermal autoregulatory factor 1 (gene Deaf1). Gene Ontology annotation, biological process: positive regulation of transcription by RNA polymerase II. Gene Ontology annotation, molecular function: RNA polymerase II cis-regulatory region sequence-specific DNA binding; DNA-binding transcription activator activity, RNA polymerase II-specific. The transcript is spliced from 4 exons. Lineage: Eukaryota; Metazoa; Arthropoda; Insecta; Diptera; Diopsidae. The record is from RefSeq and is a predicted model, not a curated record. The coding region runs from base 176 to 1696 and encodes 506 amino acids.
AAUAUUUUUGACGAAAAUGUAUUUAUAAGCAAAAUGUGAUUUAUUGUUUACAAAACUAAAACAACAUUUAAAUAAUCGGUUAUUAAAUAAGAAAAUUAAAUAAAAUAGUUGUGUUAAGGCCUGUAAAAAAAAAGUGCAUAUUUUAUGUGAAUUUUUAAUUAGAAGAAAAAAUAUUAUGGAGCAAGUUGAUUCCGCCGAAAUUCACUUAAGUAGGAUACGCGAUGUAAAAGAUUUAGGUAGUCUUGGUGAUGAUGCACGAGAUAUUGUAAAAGAGGAAGAAGUUAUUCUUGAAACCACAGCUCAUCACCAAUUGGAUACAAAAAUGCGCAUGGUCACAUCAUCGAAUGAAAACAGUGGCAGUGGCGGUGUUGUGUCAGUUCCCGUAAACUUACCAAUAGGUUCAAUGAUUACGGGCACUACAUUUAAUAUGAUUACACAAGACCAACUACCAAAUUUUAAACAAAUGUUGUGUGUGGACAACAAUGGUUAUAUAUCAGGCGGUACUGUGGUAGGCAAUGUUGGUGGUGACUUAAAAACCAUUGUCAUACAGCAACAACCUGGUGGUAGUGGAGGAAAUCAUGACGGUUCUGGAAGCAACAAUAGCCAUGACAGUGCCGCAACGGGUGAUCAUCCAGCGCAAGGGUCCGCCUCAGGGAAUGUGAGUUGGGCUGAUACGAAUCACGUGGAAGUCUUUGCUAUACGUUGUAAAACUACAACUGCUGAAUUACAUCGUAGUAAAUUAGGUUCUGGCGGACGUGGACGUUGUGUAAAGUAUAAGGAUAAAUGGUACACACCUAGUGAAUUCGAAAAUGUUUGUGGUCGUGGCUCCAGUAAAGACUGGAAACGUUCAAUUAAAUAUGGCGGUAAAUCCCUGCAAUCAUUAAUUGACGAAGGAGCGCUUACACCUCACGCGACUAAUUGUUGUUGCACUGUCUGCUGUGAUGAUGAAGCCGCGUCGGGGCCAGUACGACUUUUUACUCCUUAUAAACGUCGAAAGAGAAAUCAAGCAGAUGAAGAUAUAGAUUCAGGUCCAAAACGUAAAAGAAAUAACAACACCAACAACAACAAUAACAGCAUCGAACAACAACCAGCUACCACUGUUGUAGAUGAGAACAAUAUGUUCCUUGCAGAAGAUAAUAUUGCAUCAAAAGAUGAACCAUGGCCAACACUCAAUGACAGUCUUGAUACCUCCACUGAGCUUGUUGAUCAGUCACAAAUUGGAAAUCCUUACGAGAGAGAAACAUUUGUAGUUAAUAUCAGUGAAGCAGGCUCAAUUUCUUUCAUGGAUAACAAUCAAACUAUGAAAAAUCUUGAAAAUGUUUAUUGCACAAUGGUGAAAGCUACCAAUGACUUUAAGCGCAUACUGACCGACUUGAAGAAUUCGUAUGAUCGUAAAAUCGAGAUAUUGCAAAAAGAGAGAGAUGCAGCUAUGGCAGCAAUGCGUGUACAAGUACAUUCAGAUUUAGAUGACCCCAACAUAGCGGGAUCACUGCAUGGAAACGAAAUUAUUUCAGCAAAAAAAUGUGCGAACUGUAAUCGAGAAGCUCUUGCGGAAUGCUCCUUAUGUCGGAAGACUCCAUAUUGCUCUGAGUUCUGUCAACGGAAAGAUUGGAAUGCUCACCAAGUUGAAUGCACACGGAAUCCAGCGCAGACUGCGACACAACAAAUUAUGCUAUUGGUGGAUGAACAGUCUUAACUGAUUUGUACAUAUUCAAAUAAAUUCAAAAACCUUCUUUUUACAAUUGAAGAAUAAACAUAAUUAAAAAAAUU